Molecule: messenger RNA, 924 nt
Organism: Eutrema salsugineum
Lineage: Eukaryota; Viridiplantae; Streptophyta; Magnoliopsida; Brassicales; Brassicaceae
Product: pectinesterase inhibitor 11
Exons: 1
Coding region: 116-730 (204 amino acids)
Biological process (GO): negative regulation of catalytic activity
Molecular function (GO): enzyme inhibitor activity
Source: RefSeq, a predicted model, not a curated record
UUAUAUAAGUAUAUUCUAGACAAGAUUCUACCCACUAUAAAUAUUUAACCCCGACUCUUUCCACAACACAGACUCAAUUCUCUCAACUUUACUCUCUCUUUCGCAAGAAACACCAAUGGCAAAACAAUUCCAAACUCUAUUUUUAAUCCUCUCAAUCUCCUACCUCUUCUCACCGGAGCUUACCGCCGCCACCGCAGCCUUGCCGGCCGGAGCAUCGAAAAAAGCCGUAAGCUUCAUCCAAGCCUCUUGCAAAACCACAGAAUAUCCAGCCGUGUGCUUCCAUUCCCUCUCUGCCUACGCAAACGCCAUCCAAACAAGCCCUAAACGCCUAGCCGAGACCGCUCUAGCCGUUACCCUGAGCCGAGCCCAAAACUUAAAGCUCUUCCUCUCUCGUCUGACCCGUUUCAAGGGCCUUAAGAAGCGUAAAGUCGAAGCCAUCCAUGAUUGCGUCGAGGAGAUCAACGAUACCAUCGACCGUUUGACCAAGUCUGUCCAAGAGAUGAAACUGUGUGGGAGUGCCAAGAAUCAGGAACAGUUUUCGUUCCACAUGAGUAAUGCUCAGACUUGGACUAGUGCGGCUUUGACCGACGAAACCACUUGCUCCGAUGGAUUCUCGGGUUCGGUCAUGGAUGGACGGAUCAAGAACUCGGUUCGGGCUAGAAUCGUACACGUGGGUCAAGAAACCAGCAACGCCUUGUCCUUGAUUAAUGCCUAUUCUAAAACGUACUAGUUUAAAACCUAGAUAUUAAGGAAUAUAUUUUCGUAUUAUGCAACAUAUAUAAAUACAUAUAUUAGUAAUGUAUCGCUAAGAGUUUGAUGUGAUAUAUUUGUCGAUUUUGUUAGAUUUUUUUUUCUUAUGUGGUUUAUACUAGUGUUCAUGUCUAUUUUGAGCUAUAAAAUUGUAAGAAGAUCUCUUUUGGAUGA